AGGUGCAAGUAGAGGACGAGCAACUACAUCGGAACAUUCAGCGCCUACAUCUCGCAGGCAGUCGACGGGAAAACAAAGGAGGAAGAGGGAGAUUCGGCUCGUCGUAGAGAAACACCGCACGUAUUAGACGAUUUAGUAAAACGCUAAAUCACAACCAUGAAGUUACUGUGGGCUGUCUGUGCCCUUCUGUUGUGCUGUUGGCAAGCCAAUGCGUCCACAGUCCCAAACAUCAUUGCCGAUCCCCCUGAGGUCACCAACCAGACCUCCGCUGUCCUGAGCUGCAACUUGACAGAGACCAGUCUCCCCAUCAAGGGCUCCCACUGGAUGUACAAUGGCAAAAUCAUUGAAACUUCCAAGUCAGCUGAGGCUGUUGCAUUCACCGUCCACCGUUUAGAGAAGAUUACCCACAGUUCUGGUGGAAAGUAUGAAUGUGUGUUCCUGACUGAACCACCGCUGUCCCGCACCAUUGAAGUCAAAACACUUCCCCACGUUGCUGCCUACAAGCACUCAGAGCAUGGCAAUGAGAAGGACAAAGGUGUGAUGGUCUGUGUGAGUCACGGCUAUCCACUGCCCACUGACUGGACCUGGUUCAAAGAGGAAGAUGGCAGCCUAAAGCCCAUCAUCAAUGGCACUACCGACAAAUAUGAGAUCAAGAGCACCCCUAACAAGACUAUUCUGACUGUUAAUGAUCUGAGCAUCGAAAACGACAUUGGUGACUAUACCUGCUCUGGAACCAAUGAGCUUGGCACAAACACCGACAAGAUCCACCUGCGCGUCCGCAGCCGCUUGGCUGCCCUCUGGCCUUUCCUUGGCAUUGUGGCCGAGGUCAUCAUCCUGGUGACCAUCAUCUUCAUCUAUGAGAAGAGGAGAAAGCCCGAUGAGAUCACCGACGAUGACGACUCAGGAUCUGCUCCUCUGAAGAGCAAUUCUAAUGCAAAUCACAAAGACAAGAAUGUGAGGCAAAGGAAUUCUAACUAGAUGCUGAAAGAGGUGGACAUCCAGAAGGCAGUCCAGGAUUCAGCUGUCUGUGUUGCACACUGUACUGUGCACCCUGCAACUUUAAGUACCUUUUUGUGCUCGGGUGUUAAUGUUUUAAAACUGAUUUCCUCUUGUUUUUCUUUCUUCUCCUCCACAUUGUGCAGCCAGAGAACAUAGUGUGAAAUAAUUUCUGCUCGAGGCCGUGGGGGCAAAUAUUGCAUGAGUUUUAAUGCCGUUCUAGAAAAAAAAAAAGUGUGUGUUCGUUGUAAAAUCAUAGAAAGUUCAUGUGAGGAAUGCCUAGUUUGUGAUAAUUUUCUGUUAAUGCUGACGCUUCCUACGCUGACCUCACAUCUGUCAGUCGUUUUGCUUUUUAUAUUAUGCGAUCUGGAAUGGUUCCCUGUAAAGCAGCACAAAUCACUGCCAUUCUUUUUAUAGCAACGACUGGAGUGUGUUUGAACACACACGUUUGAUCUGUCCCUACAUUAGCAGAGUUUUAUACUUUGCCUUAACAAUCAAGCACCAUUUCAGUUUUUGUCUUUUUGCAUUUUGUUAUUGGUUACAAGAUUUAAAUGUGACACUUUAAGAUUAAAUGCAGAAAUGAUUUCUGAUUUAUGUCUGCUAGGUUUUUGUUGCCGUAAGAAAUUACAGUUUGAGCUUUUUUCCCUUUUAAAUCGUGUUUUUAAUUCCUUUACUCUUCACAUACUUUCUUUUAGUCGCCAAUGCUUUUGUUGCUGAUGUCACAACCACAUAAAAAAUAUAUUCUUGAGGACCAAGUGCAAGAGCUGUAACAUCUGUUGAUUCUGAUGAAUGCAACACAAAUACUACUCACUGAUGUUUCAAUCUAAUAAAACAGAUUAACGCUUGAAAAGAAGUUUUUCUUUCUCACUCGAUGUGAUCCGAGGAAAAAAAACAUUUGUGUGCGAUUGUUGGACUGUCGUCUCUUUCCGUUCCCUUCACUGUGUAGAUGAUUCAGAAGCCAUAUGUUUCAUUUAACCUCAGUAGUGUUGUGAUUGGAUGUUACCAUUUCAGAGUUACACAAAUUAAAAAGACCUAGCCAGACUUGUGUGAAUUGUUGUACCUUCCAACUCCAUGGAACACCAUCGUAUGUACAACUUGCACAAACUGAAUAAAGAUAUUGGAUUUUA
Acanthopagrus latus (yellowfin seabream) is the source of this 2123-nucleotide messenger RNA. It is a transcript of the gene bsg, whose product is annotated as basigin. The coding region runs from base 157 to 978 and encodes 273 amino acids. The transcript is spliced from 8 exons. The record is from RefSeq and is a predicted model, not a curated record. NCBI's taxonomy places the organism in Eukaryota, Metazoa, Chordata, Actinopteri, Spariformes, Sparidae. Gene Ontology annotation, biological process: cell-cell adhesion. Gene Ontology annotation, molecular function: cell adhesion molecule binding. Gene Ontology annotation, cellular component: cell-cell junction.